Molecule: messenger RNA, 3216 nt
Organism: Theileria parva strain Muguga
Lineage: Eukaryota; Apicomplexa; Aconoidasida; Piroplasmida; Theileriidae
Gene: hyou1
Exons: 1
Coding region: 1-3216 (1071 amino acids)
Molecular function (GO): ATP binding; ATP-dependent protein folding chaperone
Source: RefSeq, a predicted model, not a curated record
AUGAGGAUUUUAAACAACUUCUGUAUCAUAAUUUUUACAUUAUUAGUCCACAGAUUCCGAUAUUCUUUGUACAUACUUCCUUCUUUCUUUUAUUUUAUAAACCACGCCGAAUCAACUUCAGUCACGUUAGGGAUUGAUUGGGGAGAAGAAUUCGUUGAGGCUUCAAUUGCUUUCAGAGGACAUAGACCUGACAUUUUACUCACAGGAACAGGAAGUAGGAAAUUUGAGAACGCCGUUUAUUUGCUCGGAGAUACCAGAUUAUUUGACAAGGAAGCCUCCUCAUUCUCUGUAAAGGACCCGAGUAAAACUUUACAGAAAUCGGCACACCUCCUGGGAGUUCCAUUCACUUCUAACUCAAAAUGGAGCAGGGUCUCAACAUUAAAGGCAUCAGAGGUUGUGGAAACCCUGAAAAAAAAUAAUGUUCCAUUUCACUGGGAUUAUACCCCGUACGAGUUCGGCGUUUCGAAGGACGGCCAACUACACCUCAAAGUCCUCAAGGACUCAAUGGUAGGACUCGAAGAAGCAACUGGACAUUUUUUUAAUCACCUAAAACAUGUAGCUCUUGAGAAGCUUUUGUCUCUGAAAGCCAUAGAAUCCUACGAUUCCAACGUUGAGAUGCUGGCAGUCAUUUCAAUUCCCUGCAACUACACCCAGAAUCAAAGGAAGGCUUUGGUUUUUGCAGCAGAAAGUGCCGGUUUAAAGGUAGUAGAUUUGGUCCACGGAAUAUCAGCAGCAGCCUGGUUCCAUACGCUGGAAAUGCCACCGGGCACCAGGAAAAUAAUGUACUACGAUUUGGGCAGUUUUGGGGCUAAUGUUGGAGUUGUUGAGGCCAAGGUUCCACCGCCUAAAUCCAAGGAAUUCCCUCAGAUAAGAACUCUCUCGUGUGUUACUUACCCAGGAAUCGGUGGACGACAACAUGAUUUGCUCCUGGCCGAGUAUUUGAGGAAUAAAUUUGAAAGGGAACAUGACCUCAAGUUGAUGCCAGGAAACCCAAAAUCACUACAAAAACUCCUAAAGAACUCUAACAAGGCUAAAAUGAAGUUAUCCCUCUCAAAUUCAGCCUCCGUGGAGGUGGACAACCUGGUAAAAAAUAAACACCUUAAUGCUAAGGUGACGAGGUCAGAAUUCGACAAAUUGUUAGAACCUGUCCUGAAAGAGUUACACGUGCCAAUUAACAUGGCCUUGGAGAAGGCAAACUUGAAAUUCAGUGAUUUGGACAGUGUUGAGAUGCUGGGAGGAGCGUGGAGAGUACCCUCAGUUACAGCCAAAUUAUCGGAAAUCGUAAAACCACUACAGUUAGGUUUUCAUUUAAACGCAGAGGAAUCAAUUGCAAUGGGCUGCGGUUAUCUCGCAGCUGCACACAACCCAUUUUUCAGAAUGAAAAAAAUGGAACUUUUUGACAAUGCAGUUUUUGAUUACGUUUUACACGUCAAAGGACCUGAUUUGGACAAGAGGGUCACCUUAUACAAGUCAGUGGACAAAAUUAAUAGCUCGAAAAUAGUAAAAGUUAACACAGUUAACAAUUUCAAUGUGACAAUUUAUGAGACUUCAAACCCAAACGAGCCUUCAAGUGAAGUGAAGGUUCUGGAUUACAAAAUCAAGGGCGUUGACGAUUUACUCUCAAAACAUAAAAAUGACAUGCUUGCCCAGGUUACGCUAUCAUUUAAAACAGAGAACGGCUUAAUUAGUCUCAAUAAGGUGUUGGCAAAGCCAGUUAAAAAGGCUCUGGAUACUUCAAAAUCCGACACCACAAAAUCUGAAACUUUGAAAUCUGAUACUACCGACUCAACUCACGAAGACACUUCCAGUCCAGAAUCUAAGAAAGAGUCUGAAACUAAGAAGACUUCCGAUGCUACAGACAGUGGUUAUGAAUCUAGUGAUUCUGAAGAACCUUCCGGACCAGAGAGACCGGAAGAUAAGUCUCCAGAAUCUGAUUCUUCUGAAUCUUCUAAAAAAGUCGAUGAAACGCAUAAAACUCCUGAGGGUGAUUCAUCUGCUGGUGAAUUUCCCAAAGACACUGACAAAACUGUUGACGAUUUAAAAGAUAAGACCACAGAGUCUAGUUCUGAACAAACUGAUUUGAAGGAUAAAGAAAAGGAUACCUCACAAUCUCAAACAAAUGCUUCUUCAGAAACCACUACUGAGACUUCAGAUAGUAAACAAGAUAAAACAACAGUUGACCAGAAAGAUGCCAAAAAGGAGGAUAAAAAGGAGGAGGAUAAGACUAAGGAUAGUAAAAAAGAGGAUAAGACUAAAGAUAGUAAAAAAGAGGAUAAGACUAAGGAUAGUAAAAAAGAGGAUAAGACUAAGGAUAGUAAAAAGGACAGCAAGACCACUCAAGAUCAGAAGGAUAAAUCACCAAAAGAGCCAGUUGAUGAUAGUGUAAAUUUAGAAUUUGUUGACAACACAGUUAACGUAUAUCAUUUAAAAAAACUACAUGAGAGUAAAAAUAAUAUACAAUUAUUGGUAAAUAAGGACAAGGCUGCCAUUGAACGCAGCCAGUUGAAAAACCGCCUGGAAUCAACUCUUUACAAAUACAAGGGCGUUUUAAAGUCAGAUGACUUCAAGUCAGCUUGUAAACCAAAUGAGGAACAGACUUUGACCGAGAAGGUUAAGUUUCUCAUGGAUUGGUUUGAUGAAAAUUCAUACUCAGCUACUUCUGAGACGCUAAAUAAACAUUUGGAUGAACUCAAUGGUUUGGGAACUCCCAUUUACAACAGGAUGAAUAAUAACCUUAAUAGAGAAUCUCUGGUUAAGUUUGGCGAUGAUAAUUUCUCAGAAUUACAGGAAAGAUUAAACAAAUUACUCGAGGAGAAACCGUUUCUUAAAGAUCAAAACGCUUCUCUAGACCUCUUCAACAACAAUGUAAGUUGGUGGGAGCAGGUUAAAAAGGAUCAGGCCAACCUGCCUCUUCAUGAGGAUGGGCUCUUUGACUCAACUACUAUCAAGACAAAACUUGAUGUUAGCAAGCUAGUUUUAAAGAACCUUGAAUCAAUUCUUCCUCCUGAACCACCCAAAGUAACUCCUGAAACACCAACACCCCAGCCUGAUGCAACCAGUCAGCCUGACACAUCAACUCCUAAGCCUGAAACACCUGUCGAACCUACUCCUGAGACUUCCGACUCUACUCAAAAACCUUCAGAAGACGCCAAACAGGCAUCUGACACUCCUGAACCUCAACCUGAGGAUAAAACUGAAAAACACCCCGAGUUAUAA